CUCUCCUUCCUUCUAAGAGGCUAAGAGGACCCCACUUUCCGACCUGCAACGGACAACAAUCACGCCGUACCACAAAUUAAUAAAAAAAAAAAAUUUCAUACAUGGUGGAGAAUGGAGAUGGAGUAUCAAAAAAGAAGAAGGCAGCAAUAGAGGCGAGAAAGAGAGAAGAAACCGCAGUUCAGUCAGCAACAAGUUGGGAAUCUGAAGGAAGGAAGAAGGAACAUCCAUUUUCUGCACUCAUAUUAUAUUAGGACUGCGACUGUGAUACGAAAAGGAGCCGCGGCUAGCCAGAGAGGGGCAGAGAGGUUUGAUAUAGUACUAACAGAAGAAUAGAAUCGGGAGUACUUGCUAGUGUUAUUUUAUCUUGAAAGCGGACUCUUCCUCGAGAACCCCAACUCCGCCGACUAGUUGUUGAGCGGGGUGUAGUCUAAGGAGAUUGAUAUAUCUCUGGUGCAGGUGAGGCAGUACUGCUGAUCAGAUUUCAUACCACCGGGUCAGGGUGGUCUCUCUGGUAUAAAUAAAGGUCGUGUGGUGAAUCAAGUUAAUGGUACUCCUGGGAAUUAGAGGCGGUAGGAAGGAGGAGGAGGAGGAGGGGAGCAAUAAUUACAAUAAUAGUAAGAGGAAGAAGAAUUCAAUGCGACUGUGGAAAUACGAGGUUGGAAGGACCCUGGGAGAAGGCAAUUUCGGAAAAGUCAAGUACGCCAGAAACCUGGAAUCCGGCCAAUCUUUUGCAAUUAAGAUCUUGGAGAAGCACAGGAUCUUUGACCUCAACAUCACCGAUCAGAUAAAGAGGGAAAUUGGGACCUUAAAGCUUCUCAGACAUCCCAACGUGGUCAGGUUACACGAGGUCUUAGCAAGCAAAUCCAAAAUUUACAUGGUCCUAGAAUUUGUGGACGGCGGCGAAUUGUUUGAUCGAAUAGCAUCCAAGGGGAAACUCUCCGAGGCUCAAGGCAGGAAGCUCUUCCAGCAGUUAAUAGAUGGCGUCAGUUACUGCCACAACAAAGGCGUUUUCCACAGAGAUCUCAAGCUGGAAAACGUGCUGGUUGACGCAAAAGGAAAUGUAAAGAUAACAGACUUCGGCCUCAGUGCCUUGCCCCAACAUUUUAGGGAUGAUGGAUUGCUCCAUACAACGUGCGGAAGUCCCAAUUAUGUUGCCCCUGAAAUUCUUUCUAACAGAGGUUACGAUGGUGCCACAUCAGACACUUGGUCAUGUGGUGUCAUAUUGUACGUAAUUCUCACAGGAUAUCUCCCAUUUGAUGACAGAAAUCUUGCAGUACUUUAUCAGAAGAUCUUCAAAGGUGAUGCUCAGAUACCCAAGUGGCUAUCACCUGGAGCCCAAAACCUAAUUAAGAGAAUACUUGAUCCAAAUCCUUGUACUCGGAUAUCAAUGGCAGACAUCAAAGUGGAUGAGUGGUUCAAGCAAGACUACUCUUCUGCGAUACCUUAUGAUGAUGAUGACGACAACAAACAAAAUGCAUUCAUAGAGGAUGCAGUUUUAUCAGUGCAUGAGGUGCCAUCGGAAGCAGAAAAAGAUCCAGAAUCAUCUCACCUCAUUAAUGCCUUUGAGCUGAUUGGAAUGUCUUCCUGUCUAGACCUUUCCGGUUUUUUUGAGAAAGAAGAUGUCUCGGAUAGGAAGAUAAGAUUCGCUUCCACUCACUCUCUAAAAGAAUUGCUUGAGAAGAUUGAGCAGACAGUAACAGAAAUGGGAUUUCAAGUCCACAAGAAGAAUGGAAAGCUCAAAGCGAUACAAGAGCACAAGGGUGAUAAAGGCCCAGGUAGCGUCUCAAUAGCAGCAGAAGUCGUUGAAAUAAGCCCAUCUUUGCAUGUUGUUGAAUUACGGAAGUAUUAUGGGGAUCCUGCAGUCUAUAGACAGUUGUGCAAAAAGCUGUCUAAUGAUUUGGGCGCCUCGUCAAGUCAAGAGUGCUUAGCUGCUGAAUUGUGAGUACCCUUUGCUGCUUAGCUUAGAGAAUAGAGAUGCUAUAUGCUACGCCGAUGUAUACAUGCAUACAAGUAGAUUAUACAGUGGUACUAUUACCCCUACCAAUGAUUCAUUAUAAGAUGUUUGCAGAUGAUUCUUUUAAAACUGUAUAGCGCUUCAGUAGAUCCAGUUCAUUUUAGUCUUUCAUGAUAAAUUAAUAGGUUUGUAAGCUUGGACGAUAAAUAAUUUUCCAAGAAAAUAUACGUACCUUCUAUGCCA
Molecule: messenger RNA, 2197 nt
Organism: Coffea eugenioides
Lineage: Eukaryota; Viridiplantae; Streptophyta; Magnoliopsida; Gentianales; Rubiaceae
Product: CBL-interacting serine/threonine-protein kinase 1
Exons: 12
Coding region: 545-1942 (465 amino acids)
Biological process (GO): signal transduction; protein phosphorylation
Molecular function (GO): protein kinase activity; ATP binding
Source: RefSeq, a predicted model, not a curated record